AUGGAGGCGGGCAAGCCGAGCUCCUCGCCCGGCAGCCGGGACGAUGGCAGCAGCAGCGCCAACGCCUUGCAGGCGAAGCCGGCGCUGGGCAGCCCGGGCGGCGGGAAGGAGCACGGCAACUCGGUGUGCUUCAAAGUGGACGGCGGCAGCGGCUGCGAGGAGCCCGGGGUGGGCUUGGAGGAGGCCGAGGGCGCCGGGCGGCAGUAUGGCUUCAUGCAGCGCCAGUUCACCUCCAUGCUGCAGCCCGGGGUCAACAAAUUCUCCCUCCGCAUGUUCGGCAGCCAGAAGGCGGUGGAGAAGGAGCAGGAAAGGGUUAAAACUGCGGGGUUCUGGAUCAUACACCCCUACAGCGACUUCAGGUUUUACUGGGACUUAAUAAUGCUUAUAAUGAUGGUUGGAAAUCUUGUCAUCAUACCAGUUGGAAUCACAUUCUUUACAGAACAAACAACAACACCAUGGAUUAUUUUCAAUGUGGCAUCAGACACUGUUUUUCUAUUGGACUUGAUCAUGAAUUUUAGAACUGGGACUGUCAAUGAAGACAGCUCUGAAAUAAUACUGGACCCUAAGGUCAUCAAAAUGAAUUACUUAAAAAGCUGGUUUGUGGUUGACUUCAUCUCAUCAAUACCAGUGGAUUAUAUUUUUCUCAUUGUAGAAAAAGGGAUGGAUUCAGAGGUUUACAAGACGGCUAGAGCACUUCGCAUUGUGAGAUUUACAAAAAUCCUCAGCCUGUUACGUUUAUUACGUCUUUCGAGAUUAAUUCGAUACAUACACCAGUGGGAGGAGAUUUUCCAUAUGACAUAUGAUCUGGCCAGUGCUGUGGUGAGAAUCUUUAAUCUAAUUGGAAUGAUGCUACUUCUUUGCCACUGGGAUGGUUGUCUUCAGUUCUUAGUACCAUUACUUCAGGAUUUCCCACCAGAUUGCUGGGUGUCCCUAAAUGGUAUGGUUAAUGAUUCCUGGGGAAAGCAGUAUUCGUAUGCACUCUUCAAAGCCAUGAGCCACAUGCUUUGUAUUGGUUAUGGAGCCCGGGCCCCUGUCAGCAUGUCCGAUCUCUGGAUUACCAUGUUGAGUAUGAUUGUGGGGGCUACAUGUUAUGCCAUGUUUGUUGGUCAUGCCACGGCCCUAAUUCAGUCUUUGGAUUCCUCACGACGACAAUAUCAAGAGAAGUACAAACAAGUGGAACAAUACAUGUCAUUUCACAAGUUACCCGCUGACAUGCGCCAAAAGAUCCACGAUUAUUACGAACACCGUUACCAAGGCAAGAUCUUUGAUGAGGACAAUAUUCUCAAUGAGCUCAAUGAUCCUCUUAGGGAGGAGAUAGUCAAUUUCAACUGUCGCAAGCUGGUUGCCACAAUGCCUCUUUUCGCUAACGCAGACCCCAAUUUUGUGACAGCCAUGCUGAGCAAGCUUCGCUUUGAGGUGUUCCAACCCGGUGAUUAUAUUAUCCGAGAAGGGGCUGUGGGUAAAAAGAUGUAUUUCAUUCAACAUGGUGUCGCUGGUGUCAUCACUAAAUCCAGUAAGGAGAUGAAGCUGACAGAUGGCUCUUACUUUGGAGAGAUUUGCCUUUUGACUAAGGGCCGCCGCACCGCCAGCGUCAGAGCCGAUACGUACUGCCGUCUCUAUUCCCUCUCCGUGGACAAUUUCAACGAGGUUCUAGAGGAGUACCCCAUGAUGAGAAGGGCCUUUGAAACGGUGGCCAUUGACAGACUAGACAGAAUAGGAAAGAAGAAUUCACUUCUCCUGCAGAAGUUCCAGAGAGAUCUCAAUACUGGAGUUUUCAACAAUCAGGAGAAUGAGAUCUUGAAGCAGAUAGUAAAACAUGACAGAGAAAUGGUGCAGGCUAUUGCCCCAGUUAGUCUACAGCAAAUGCCAGCACUAAAUUCUAGCUCUUCAACCACUGCAUCAUCAUCGCGAAUCAGGACACAAUCUCCUCCUGUGUAUACUGCAACCAGCCUAUCUCAUGGAAACUUGCAUUCUCCAACACCGAGCACACAGAUGCCCCAGCAAGCUGUCAUUCUCUCUCCUUGCUCUUAUACUACUGCAGUCUGUAGUCCGCCAGUACAGAGCCCUCUGGCAGGUCGAACUUUUCAGUAUGCAUCCCCAACUGCUUCACAGUUGUCACUGAUACAGCAGCAGCAGCAGCAGACACCUAGUUCAUCGCAGAAAAAUGAAGUUCACAAGAGUACACAAGCCCUUCACAACACUAACCUGACAAGAGAAGUGAGGCCUCUCUCUGCCUCACAGCCUUCUUUGCCCCAUGAGAUUUCCACUUUGAUUUCUAGACCUCAUCCAACGGUGGGAGAGUCUCUAGCCUCAAUUCCACAACCCGUCUCUAGUGUCCAAGGUCCAGGUAUGCAGGUUGGGAACAGAGGCACUGUCCCUCAGAGAGUUGCUCUCUUCCGUCAGAUGUCUUCAGGAGCAAUUCCUCCUAACCGAGGGGCCCCACCACCAACAGCUGUUCUACAAAGGGAUUCUUCCACAGUCUUAAACACAGACCAAGAAGGAGACAAACCGCGAUUUGCUUCAAACUUAUGA
Messenger RNA from Emys orbicularis (European pond turtle), 2532 nucleotides. RefSeq names its product hyperpolarization activated cyclic nucleotide gated potassium channel 1 (gene HCN1). The coding region runs from base 1 to 2532 and encodes 843 amino acids. Gene Ontology annotation, molecular function: voltage-gated potassium channel activity. Lineage: Eukaryota; Metazoa; Chordata; Testudines; Emydidae. Gene Ontology annotation, cellular component: HCN channel complex; axon; membrane. The transcript is spliced from 8 exons. Gene Ontology annotation, biological process: potassium ion transmembrane transport; regulation of membrane depolarization; sodium ion transmembrane transport. The record is from RefSeq and is a predicted model, not a curated record.